Coccidioides posadasii C735 delta SOWgp is the source of this 1841-nucleotide messenger RNA. RefSeq names its product RNA polymerase II C-terminal domain kinase beta subunit (gene CTK2). Lineage: Eukaryota; Fungi; Ascomycota; Eurotiomycetes; Onygenales; Onygenaceae. Gene Ontology annotation, molecular function: cyclin-dependent protein serine/threonine kinase activator activity. Gene Ontology annotation, biological process: regulation of transcription by RNA polymerase II; positive regulation of DNA-templated transcription, elongation. The record is from RefSeq and is a predicted model, not a curated record. Gene Ontology annotation, cellular component: cyclin/CDK positive transcription elongation factor complex; nucleus.
AUUUCUGAAUUUGACUUUUCCACUUCAGCGCAACACAACGGAUAAUCUCUUUCUCCGGCUUCACCUUCAGCAUCACCAUUCAUCAUCACCCUAAGCUCGAUAAUUGAUAUCGAGAUGCUUGGUCGAUAGUAGCCAGAUAUAUGUUAAAUAACAAACAAUGUCUCCAGCGAGGAAUGAAAAUGCCCGCUCUGCAAAUCAGAACCAUGCACCUCCGCCUCCCCUUCCUCCGCCGGCUGGCCCUCAUCCGUCUUUCAUCCAGGUAGCAAAUCCAUAUGUUUUUGAGAGGACGGUGCAGGAAUGCUUUACGGCUACGGGGGUGAAUCCGCAGCGGGAAGACAGCAUCCGGCUCCAGGGUAUAACCUGGAUUGACAAUGUGCGAAAAGCACUCCAUUUGCCCGUGCGGACAUUUAAUACGGCGGCCAUUUACUAUCAUAAGUUCCGCCUGGUACAUUCUGACAAUGAGUAUAAUCAUGUCGAUGCGGCUGCAGCGGCGCUUUUCACCGCUUGCAAGAUCGAGGAUACUCUCAAGAAAUCGCGGGACAUUCUUUGUACCGCAUAUAACCUAAAGCUAUCGCCUGCAGAGAAGCUCUCUGCAGAUGAUCCUAUCUUCGAAUCGCACUCUCGCAGCAUCAUCGGUCUGGAAAGACUUAUGCUUGAGUCCUCUGGCUUCGACUUCCGGAACCGUCAUCCCCAGAAGGUUCUCUUGAAAUUCAUCAGGCAGCGCUGCCUAAGGAAGGAUUCUAAAGUCGCCAAACUCGCGUAUAUGAUCAGUCUCGAUUUAUAUCGCACGUUUGCUCCGUUAAAGCAAACAUCCACAACUAUGGCCUUUGCUUGUUUAGAGCUGGCAGGCAGGUUAUUGGACGAUCCGUUAGAGGAUAUCGACCUGGACUCGGAGUAUGAACGCUGGCAAACGUCCCGGGCGGAAGUAAUGGAAACAAUCCUUGACCUCCUCGAACUCUACACUCACCACCGCAACUCAACCUCUAUAGGCCCUGAUUUCUCCCUCGACACGCUCCUCAACAUCCGCAUUCCACUCAACCAAGAGGCCGAUUUCAAAAAGCUACCUCGCUACGCCUACUUCAACAGACGCAAGCCCGAACCAAACGGUGUUCGAGCACCUAAUGGAUCGAAAAGGGACAGGGAUAAUAAGAACAAUAAGAACGCUGCCAGCCCGGCGACAAAGGACGCCCCGCGCGUCAACCCGCUCGCACCAACUGCUGCGCACGACCCUGCUCGCCGAUCGACGGAGAGGGGUAGAGAUGCUACGAUACGGUUUAUGUUGAACCCGGAGCAGGCGAGGGCCGAGCGCGCGACUGUGGAGCAGUAUUUUAAGGUGGAGAUGGAGCAGUACGAAGUGGAGGAAGAAUGAAGAAAAAGAAAGAAGAGAUACAAUGAGGCAAUAACAGCCCUAUUUACCCGAGAAACACCCAAGAUGACCUUGAAGCUCGUGGUAUAUCGUCACUCUCAAUCCGCUAAGGGACUUGCGCAAGCGCACGUCGGGCCGAUAUGCAUUUUCCCAGGUGUACGCCCAAAAGCUCUGUCGGUCGAAACUACGGUGCUGCGGACAAGGUUCUGAUUCGAUGUCUGCCUCCGAAGGACAGAAAAGCGCUGAGCCCGCUAAUCAAGAUCGGUACCAGAAGCUCAAAGCACGAGCAUAUGAGAGGAAAGAAUAGCUCGCCAACUAAACAUGCCGGUCGGCUUCUCCCUUUGGCGGUACGCUUUCCAUGGCUGGGUUUUCCAUCUGGUCCCUAUAUACACACAAACUCUCUGAGAAAUAUCCUCGUGUUAUUCGCACACACUCAUAGAUCUGUGCGCGUAAUCUAAAAUCUAUACUUCAUCAA